GACUGACAUCCGCUGUUAUGAGACACUUAAAGGAAGGCAUUGGUGGGCUUUGUACUGUACACGCGUGUCGACGCAGACCCUCCACUGAUUCACCCGUGCGUGAGAUGAACUUUUCCUGCAGACUGUCAUCAGUAAAGACAUAAAGGAAGACACAGCAGGACUCUCUCUCACACACACACACACACACACACAGUGUGUAUCUGUAAUGUCAGUGAGUGUGUCAGUGUCGCGCAGCAACGCCGCUAUAAAGGCUCCUCUUCUUUAAUCAUCCUCGGGUGCAGUUAUGGAUGUCGAUCAUUCAAAGGCACCAGCUGACCGGAGAGACUGUUCUCUGAAGCCGCUGGACCUCAAGGCGAUCCCCGAGAAGAUUGUGGAUGGGAGACCGACGUGGAGUGGACGCCUGGAGUUCAUCCUGGCGUCGGUGGGCUACGCGGUGGGAUUGGGCAACGUGUGGAGGUUUCCUUACCUGUGCUACAGUAGUGGUGGAGGUGCCUUCAUGAUCCCAUAUCUUACCAUGGUGCUCCUGUGUGGCAUUCCUCUGCUCUUCAUGGAGUUUGCAAUCGGACAGUACACUCGUUUAGGGCCAGUGCAUGCUCUCGCCAAAAUCUGCCCUUUAUUCAAAGGUGUUGGUCUGGCCACAGUUGUUAUCUCCUUUGUGUUCACCACGUACUACAAUGUGCUCAUGAGCUGGUCACUUUACUAUUUCUUCAACUCAUUUGAGGCGACACUUCCUUGGAAAUCCUGUAACAACACUUGGAACGUGGUCGAAAACUGUUCCCGUGGCUUCGUCGACAGUGACGCAUACCUGCAGUCUGCCAGCCAGCAGUUCUUUGAUCACAGGCUUCUGGAGAAAACUGCCGGCAUUGAAGAAAGUGGUGGCAUUCGCUGGGAACUCUUUGGCUAUCUCAUUUUUGCCUGGGUCAUCGUGUAUCUAUGCAUAUUUAAAGGAGUCAAAUCCACUGGCAAGGUUGUGUAUUUCACCGCCAUAUUUCCGUACUUUGUCCUGUUCGCCCUGCUCAUCAAUAACUUGCAGCUUCCCGGAGCCAAAAAAGGGAUCCUCUACUUUGUGACACCAGUCUGGAGCAAGCUGUUCACAGUGAAGGUUUGGGUUAACGCGGCUGCCCAGGUGUUUAACUCCAUUGGAAUAGCGUUUGGUUCCCAGAUUUCGUUGGCUAGUUACAACAAGUUCAACAACAACAUUCUCAGGGAUACUUUGAUUGUGUCAUUAACCAAUUCAUUCACUAGUAUCCUGGCUGGCUUUGUGAUUUUCUCAGCCGUUGGGUACAUGGCUCAUAUAUAUAACCUCCCAGUGGACAACAUUGCUACAGAUGGUCCUGGAUUGGUGUUUGUUGUUUACCCUGAAAUCCUGUCCACCAUGCCUGUCUCCCAGUUGUGGGCCCCUCUGUUCUUUUUUAUGCUUCUUUGUCUGGGGCUUGACAGUCAGUUUGCAACCGUUGAGGUGGCUGUGGCCUUCGUUAAAGACGAGUACGGCCCCAGGAUUCUGCGGUAUAUAAAACGAGAGGAGCUGAUCACCCUGGCUGUGUGCCUCCUCUCCUUUCUCUUAGGAAUCCCUCACAUUACAAAGGGAGGAGUCUACGUGUUUCAGCUGAUGGACCACUACACUGCCGUGGUUUCUCUCGUCUUCUUGGCUUUCUUUGAAGUCUUAGCUGUCUGUUGGAUCUUUGGAGUCUCUCGUAUCUCGAUAAUGAUCAAAAAGAUGCUGGGGAAAGCUCCAAACCUCUACUUUCGCAUGUGUUGGAUGGUGCUCUGUCCCAUAUUGAUGCUGGUGAUACUGAUCUCCAGCAUUGCCCAGUACACUCCCGUUCACUAUGGGAAGUACAGUUACCCGGCAUGGUCUGAGUGGGUGGGCUGGGCCGUGUCACUUGUCUCCAUAGUGUGGAUCCCACUCGGUGCUAUUCAAGAGAUCUGCAAAAACAAAGGCUCCUUCCGUCAGAGGCUGAAAACGGCCAUAACUCCCACAGUAGACCUGGGUGCUGAGUAUCCCUCGUCGGAAAAACAGAAUCUAGACCUGCAGAUGUCUGAAACCUUGUUGAGUUCAGUGGCGUGACGAGACAGGAGCCAAAACCGAAGACACAGUUCCAUGUCGAAUAUUGAACAUGUUGAAUGUGUUGAACUAUAUUGGCUGUGGUAUACAUAUAUAUAUAUAUAUAGAUAUAUAUAUAUACAUAGUGUUCGGGGAUGUAAAAAUGUAAUGUGAUGUAAAAUUUCAAAUUGAUCUUAUUUGUUCUACCAAAGGAUUAGGUCUUUAGUUUAUCCUGAAUCCGCUGUAGUGCUUCACUGUAUUUAUCAAGCUGAAUUCAACAGGAUGAAAAUAUCCCCUUACACUUUAAACAAAGUUAACAUUGAAAAUUUGAGAUUUUGUCCAUCAGCCAAAGGCUAACUUAUUUAAUUUGAUUUAGACAUGAGUGUCCAUUUUCACUCUCUAGAGACUAUGCACAUGUUUGUUCUAACCAAAGUGUCACUGGUGACACACACACGGGGGGGGGAAUGACCUUAAAUGCACUAUUGGGAAACAAAUCCAAAAUGGGGAAGGCCAGAAGAUCAGAGUCCAAAAACAGGAAAAGAACAAGCAGACCAAAACAAAACCUAAGCACAGGAAGACACGGGAGCACUCGACCAAACAUAAAACAAUGACACAUUCAAUUUUAUAUAUACUAUGUGGAAUAAUGAUAAAAUAACAAGACUCAGGUGCUAAAGAAAAAGUGGCGGGAAAUCAAUCAGAGACAGGAGGUGACUCACAAUAGACACACAAGUACAGCUAUUUCAAAACAAGGUAGGUUUAACAGAGCUGCAGAUUAUUAUGUAAAGAUUAGAAGUUAAAUGACUAUGUCCUCUCCUUUGGUUUAUUAAUAGGUGAAACUGUUGGUGCCACAUUUUCCUUUAGCAACGUUUGAUAAAAGUGCAGUUUUAGUUCAGUUCAGAGUUUUUAAAAGCCUGGACAACAAAAAACAAACGGAAAAACAACCAACAAGAAACCCAAAAUAUUUGAUUUAAAGCACACUGUAAAAAGCAAGUACAAUCAUUCGGUGACUGGGUGAUUCACCCUCAGUUUGUCUCAGAGUUGACUGAACGUUAGUGCACCAUUUUAAGUGAAGACGCAAAUGUGUGAAACAGUUCUCAGUGUUGUGUUUGACGUCAUUAUUAUUAUUUUUAAACUUGAAACAUGAUGCUGGUGACUCCCAAGAAUCUUAAGAGUAAUUAGUGGUGCCUUUGAAGAUUUACUGCUAUAAAGCUGAUUUGAGUCAUUGAGCCGUGCAACACUUAGUGUAUCUGGUAUUAUGGUCUGUCUCUCCAUUUGGUUGCAUAUUAUAUUGACCCAAAUCUUGACACAGUUUAAUGUCACGCUUCAUACCGGUGAACGCUAGCCUAGAAAUCUAGACGUCCCAUCUAGAAAAAUCCAAACUCUGGUUUGGCCAAUCAAAUCGCGUAUGGAGUCGGUGGGCGGGCUUAACAUAAUGACGACAGAGUUGCGACCACUCCGCGUGUAGUCCCCUGCCGGUCUCUGGGUUAGGGUUAGGGUUAUGGCAGAACCUUUUCGAUGGAGUAAGCUCACGGUCUGGUUUAUCCGAAUUACCUGUCGUGGUUUCUACUGCGGAGGCAUCCUUGUUCUUUUUCAUCCUCCACCCCAUCUCUACUGCACCGGCGGCAAGUCACGUUCAAGUCUCGAUAAAAGGGUGAGACGCCGCCAUUUGUGUGAGCCUUGACCAAACAUCUUGAUGUAGGUCUGCGUUUGCCAGGCUAGGUGAACGCUUAGUUUGGCCCAAAUGUCCGACUUAAACUCUAAGAAGUAUUCAUCUCUUUUGCGACAAACUGUAUGGGAUCUCAGAAAGUGUAAGUUCUGUCUUUGCACUGGGAGUUAAAUGUACUGUAAGUCAGUGUUUAGACUUUACACUCUAAAUUCAGCUUUGGUGAUGAACUACCUCGGCCGGAAAUGACCUGAGAAGAUGCAGUCUGUGGAAACGCCAAUGACUUCUGUCCUACAGUACACGCUCUUGUUCAUGGCCUUAGUCUUACGAGGUAGCUUAUUAAAUAACACCAUGUGCCUUUUUAAUCCAAAAAUACUCCUUGCAUAUGCUCAUUUUGUACGGUAGAUGUUGCACAUUAUUGUAAAGUGGUGUUUGAAACAACAACAACAACAACCCAGAUGGUUACACGUUUUGAAGUUAAACGCGCUGUCGUUGAAAUUUCGUGUCUGUAUCAUAUUUUGCACAAGAUACUAAUCGGAUUGGCAGAGUUAAUCUGGUAAAUCUGGAGAUUAAAAAGAGCUUGUAUUUAAUAUUUCACAAAAGGAGGCAGCUGUUUCAAAGAAACUGAUGUUACUUCAUAUGUAUGUAUAUAUAUAUAUAUAUAUAUAUAUAUAUAUGUAUAUGUAUAGAGAGAGAGAGAGACAACCGAAAUUUAUAUUUGUUGUGAUACUGUAUACUGUAAUCUGCAUUAUUUUACUUUAUCAUUCAGUGACUCGUUGUCAGAGGCCCUUUCUUACAAAAUAAUAGGUCAAUGUUUACACCUUUAACAACUUUGUCAAAUUGUAAAUUGUAAGUGAACUCAAUAACCUUUGUUAAGACAUGUACUAUCACGCACUGAAUAUGUAACCACAGUAAAACAGUGGUAAAACUGCUGCUGCUGCUGCUUUGCGGGUUGAUUUUAAGAAAGCCAGCAUCAGGUUGCCUCAUGAUUGUAAGCAGAGAUUGCUCAAGAAACCAUGGUGCAGGAAAUAACACUUUUCAACACGCUAUACUGCAAAAUCUUAAAUGUAAACUGAAUUAUUCAGUGUAUGUCGUUGUGACACUGCCGUGCGACCCCAGAUUUGUUGCGCAUUAGCAACCGUACUUGUGGAAACAUUGGUAUGAUUUUAUUUUAUAACCUUCACUGUUGUUUUCAUGUAUUUUUGUCUGGUUUUAAAUCUUUUUGUCUUUUUUUUGUACCUUGUGUCUGGCAAUAAGCUGACAUGUACAGAACUAUUUUCUCAUGUUUGUCAAACCAAAUAUCACUUACUUUUACCAAUUAUUUGUUGAAUUAUCAUGUGAUUGAGCAGGUGUUACAACCAGGGGGGUGGGACAGAACAGUCAGGACUAAUCAGCUUCAAGGAUCCACCUGGACACACACUUGUACAACAUUCUUAGUGAGGACACUCAAAGACCUUUAACCCUUAGAUACGCCUUCAAAAAAGUUACAUUAACACACCUAGAGCACCAAAAUGUGUUCAUAAAAUAUACAGCUAUAAAAGUUGUAUACAUUUUUUUAUUAUUAUUUUAAACCAGCAUCAGUCCUCAUCAUACAUUAAAUUGCCAGGUUUUUGUCAUGAUGCAUCAAAAAUGUUAGUUAACGUUGUUUACAAUAGACAGGCAUGUAUUUUUGUAAUUUUUUCAUGUAUUGGCAUACAUUUUUUAAAGUAAGCAUGAAAAAAAAUUAUAAAAUAUUCUAGAGAUUAAAAGCCAAGUGUGUCUAGGUGUGUAAGGGUUAAACUCAGAAUGUGACUUCCUGUGGUUUUUUAAGUGUUUUGGUCCUCACAAAGACAUACCUACAAGUACAGAGACACACACACACACACAUGCUGAAAGAGAGGUACAGAAACAAGGGAGGAGAGAGAGAGGGCCACGCUGGCUUUGUAACACCAUGUGUUUGUUUAUCCUUUCUUUAUUUCUCAUCCUAUUUUGUAUAUUGCCUUGUGAUGUGGGAGAAAUGUCAAAAAAUAAAAUGCCUUCAUUUCUCUGUG
This is a messenger RNA of Solea solea (common sole), 5737 nucleotides long. RefSeq lists its product as uncharacterized. Gene Ontology annotation, cellular component: membrane. Bases 284 to 2068 code for a protein of 594 amino acids. Lineage: Eukaryota; Metazoa; Chordata; Actinopteri; Pleuronectiformes; Soleidae. Gene Ontology annotation, biological process: sodium ion transmembrane transport. The record is from RefSeq and is a predicted model, not a curated record. The transcript is spliced from 13 exons.